AUGGCUAUAACUAUGAUCAAAUUUGUUGAAAAACAUUUACUAAACAAUUCAAAAUAUCUUUAUAUUAUGGAUUUAGCUGCUGGAACUGGUUUAGUUUCGAAAUUAUUAAUUGAAUAUUUUAAUAUAUCACCAUUAUCAUUAUAUCUUGUUGAACCAGCUGAAAGA
This is a messenger RNA of Rotaria sp. Silwood1, 165 nucleotides long. NCBI's taxonomy places the organism in Eukaryota, Metazoa, Rotifera, Eurotatoria, Philodinida, Philodinidae. The record is from the annotation of a GenBank genome assembly.